CAGGCGGUUGCCGGAGGAAGGGAAGAGAUUUUCGCCCUGAGCUCCCUCGUUAGCUCGAUCCAGUGGAAGGAAAGCCAGGAAAAACCAUUGCUGCCAGCCAGGAGCAGGGAACAGCGCUGGGCUGUCGCGUGUGGGCAGCAUCUGCCGCAGCAAAUCUUGCUGGACACUCUCAGUCUCCAUGAUGCUCACAAAGUCCACAUAGCUGCAUAAAACCCUUCCAAGGCUGGAAGUGCUGCAGGAGCCUGUCCCACCCCCAGACUUCCCCUCCUGAAUGCUGUGGAUGAAAGACACAGGAAAGGAAGGACACAGCCCUGGUUGUUCCCUUACGGUGCUGCUCCAGGGGUGCUCCACUAUGUCCUGCAGCCCUGCCUGGGGGGUGGGCUCAGCCCCAGCGCAUGGACCAUAGCUCUCCAGAUGGCACUGCUGCAGAAGGGAGCUUCACCAGGCUCCAAAGAAUGAAACAGAGGCGUCCCCACUUGAGAAAUGCAGCUGCCUUCGCAACCGCUGCUGCCUUGACCCUCCACUUCACUGUAAGGGUGUAGAUUAAUCUGUGCAACCGCCCCACCGUGCCCUCCCCACCCAGCCUCCCACCAUGCCGGAGCUGGCAGAGCUGAGCAGCCCCCGAACGCCUGCGGACGCGGACCACAUCCAGAGGAACAUCUUGGAAGAGCAUGUGGAGCUCUGGUGGUUCCAGGACCCCAAGAAGUCCAUCCUGUGCUACGGGAUGGCUGUGGUGCUGAUCCUGGCCUGCGGGAUCGGGGGCAUCAUCCUGCUGUAUAGUACUAGCAGCCGCUCUGGGGAGUGGCGGCUGGCCGUGGGCACCACGCUCUGCCUCCUGGCCCUGCUCGUGCUGCUGAAGCAGCUGCUGAGCUCUGCAAUCCAGGACAUGAACUGCAUCCGCAGCCGGGACCAGAUCGAGCUCCUGAAGAGCGGGGGCUUCUCGGACUGCCUGGUGCUGCUGCUCAGCGCCCUGGUGCUGGUGGUCUGCGGGGUCGUGCUCACCAUCCUCUCCACCACGACCAUGCAGCUCAGCCCUGCACGGCCGCUGGCCAGCAUGUUCACCAGCGGGGUUGUCCUCCUGACUGCCGGCAGUGCCAUCCUCCUCUGCCUGCUGCUCUACCUGCUCUGCACCUCCUGCUGCCAGGCGGCUCCUCGGAGCCUGGAGACCGGCGACAUCCGUGUCUUCACCAUCUCCGGCCGCCUCGCUGCAAACAGGCGGCUUCCUCCCACCUCCAGCAUGGCCAACCUGAUCUGACCCAGGACACCCCUGCGUGAGCCUCACUGGAUAUGACCCGUCAGCAGGGCUUGUGCCGGCCUUUCCUGAAGGAAGGGCGAGCGUCGCGGUGUGCCUUGUGCUUCUUUUGGAGAUGACUGGCAUUUGCUUUGCCCCAGGCUGAUGGCACAGCAGGGUCUCGGGGUGCCUGGACAGGCUCUUUGACCUGGCACGUUAGGAGCGCAGCGCUGGCCUGGUUGGCGUUUUAUCUCCGCAAGCCUCCCGUGACAGCUGCUGCCUGCCCGGCUGUGACGCCAGACACAGAGUUAAGGUGAGCCUGUCCUGUACCCCCGGGGACCCCAGUACUUGCUUGGUUCCUGCAGUUCCUGGAGCUGUCUCGUGCACUUUCCUGGCAGGAGAAGCUGUGAUUGUGGGUGGUAUAAAACCACCCUGUGCUCUGUGCAGAGCCGCCAGCUCCUGAGCAAAGUAGAGCCUCUAGCAGCUGAUGAAUGGCAGGAAAUAUUCUGUGUGUCAGCAGGCAUGCAGCACAAGUGAAGGGAGCUCGGUAGGAGGUACGGCUGCAGGGGCUGCUCCCGAGAAAGCACCUGUGUGUCUGUGGGAGUGAGCGUAGGAUUUGCAUGGGAUUCUGUGUGCCAGAGGCCCAGCAUGGCUGGACCUCACAUGAAAUGCUGUUUGUGUUUGCAAUGCCAGGAUCUGUUCCAAUAUUACAUUUCUGUGGCCCACCACCUUCCGUGGUUUAUCAAACCACGGCUCUGUUUUCACACCAGUGUGCUCCAGCCAUGCGAGCCACAAACAGCAAGGUGCAGUCUCUGGGGGAUGGUCAUGGGAUGCCCGAAUCCUGGGGCUGGAGCCGCUGCUCUGCAAGGGCGGUGCGAGGGGGGAGUGCGGUUGCCCUCAGACAGGAGUUUCCCGAGCAGAGGCACCUCUGCUGCCGUGGGAGCGCUGCAGCUCAUCCCAGUCCCUGCGUGUUCCUGUGCUCUUUCUGUCUGCUGAGUGCUGCAGCUGCUGCGGGGCAUAAAGUUCUUCUGCUACCACUUGGGCCUUACCUGGAGCUUUUUUGGUGUUUUAUCUCUACAAGGUGUCUAUCACCGAGGUGUCUUUCCCAGAGGCAUGCUAACAACUCACCCCCAGGAGCUUUUCCUGUGACUUGACACUAAUUUACCUGUCAAAAUUCUCAUUUCCUCCAUAGACCCACAAAUCAUUUCACUGCCCUUUCCAUAGACACAGAUCAUAACCUCCUAGCAAAGCUGCUCAUGCGCAACAUUCUCUUCAUCUUCCUGUCUGCUCCCAUAUCCCCCUUACCUGAGCUGCUCUGCCCCAGCUGUUAUUUUUGCUUAUUAUUUGCUAAGUUCCCUCUGUAAUGGAAUAAGACUGAGCUAUUAUUUUUUGGUGCCUGGUAGCAAAUUUAUUUGGAAGAGGACAAUAGCUCAUUCCCUUAGUUAACAGCACGAAUCGCUGUCCGUGUUACACGUGGAGGCAGUGUCAGAGUUCAGCAUCAGUGAACUCCACCAGGUAUACACUGGACAAUGAGGACUUCAUCCCCUUUGCAGCUCCAGACCACACCAUUCCUGAUGCACUCAGAUUGCAUGAGGGCACUUCUGUAUUCACCUGCUCUUGCCGUGCUCCUGCUGGCUUUCCUUGCCCCGAAGCCUUGGAUUGUUUUCCCCAAAGUACAGGAACAUCAUUUUGGCUUUUCUUUCUGGAUCUCUGUUAUUUCUACAUUUUCCUUUGCCACUUUCACAUCAUCUAUAGAUUUUAUUAAACUGCUGUUUCCUCCUUUCUCUGCAUCAUUUCCCUUAAUCUGCCCAAGAGUUCAGAGGGUGUUACUAAGCUCAGGUCCUUCUGUGCUAAAUCCUCUGCAAAGCAAAAAGCCGUCCUUCCCCUCCAGGCUGUUUGACCCCAGGACCCACACGACCCUGUGCGUACGCAGGGAGGGACAGGCCAGAGCUGGACAUUUUUGCACCGUCACCGUUGCUGCUGCUCUGCACAUCUGUGUUGGUGCAUGUGCAGUUAUGCCAAGCUGCACUGUCUCUGCCUGCAUCAGUGCUUUAGCAGUUACUCCCAGCUCCCCCAACCUGCACAUGUGGACAGGCCACAGCUGCCUGCACACCAGCUGUUUUGCACAUCUGGGCAUUUCUGUGAAGACGCAGGACUGUGCUGAGCUCGCAGCUCUGCACUGCCUGCAUGCCAAGGUGAAUCCUCCCCCCCAUAGCCCCUUCAAAAUGUGCCCCAAAUGCCCAUGAAUUGUGCCAGAAAAGGACGUUUGUGUGCCGUGUCAGCAACCCAAGGAAAUAAUGGCUGAGAACAGGCUGUCCCCAAAGAUAGUGGUUUGGGUGUCUGACUGCCCAGACGCGCAGCCUGCGCUGCUCCAGUCACUGACUCACCUCUGCAGCAGUGGUACUUGUUUGCUCCUUUCUUGGUUCCUGUGUUGUGCAUGCAAAUCCAUAAUAAAGUGUUACAGAAGUC
This is a messenger RNA of Harpia harpyja (harpy eagle), 3700 nucleotides long. RefSeq names its product transmembrane protein 125 (gene TMEM125). The coding region runs from base 593 to 1255 and encodes 220 amino acids. Lineage: Eukaryota; Metazoa; Chordata; Aves; Accipitriformes; Accipitridae. The transcript is spliced from 3 exons. The record is from RefSeq and is a predicted model, not a curated record.